Rotaria socialis is the source of this 249-nucleotide messenger RNA. The record is from the annotation of a GenBank genome assembly. Lineage: Eukaryota; Metazoa; Rotifera; Eurotatoria; Philodinida; Philodinidae.
AUGACUCGUGGCAAUCAGCGCGAUAUUGCCAGAGAAAAAAAUUCAAAAAAUCAAAAAAAAGGUCUUUCAUCCUCUGAAAUGGACGGGAACAAAGGUUUGUCAUUGCAAGAGCGUCAAAUACGUGAUGCGGCAAAAAUGCGUGAGAAACAACAAUUAGCUCAACAGAAAAAAGAGGGUGGAAAUAGUGGCGGUGGUAAUAAUAAUGCAUCAAGUGGUGGAGGAGCAGCAGCAAGCACAACAGUUCGCUAA